CCCUCCCCCCCGGUCCCUCCCCCGGACGCUGGGUCCCCCGCGCCGCCCGUGCCGGCGCCCGGGGGAAGCGAGCGGCGGAGGAACCAUGUCCUAUGUCCCUUUCCGAGAUGUGCGAGGAGGACCCCCCCCCUUGGCCCGUGGGCCUUACGCCCCCUCCCCUUACGAACGGCCCCCCUGGAACCCCCGUUUCUGCAUCAUCUCCGGGAAUCAGCUGCUGAUGCUGGAUGAGGAGGAGAUCCAUCCUUUGCUUCUCCGGGAUCGCCGGAGCGAACCGUGUCGGAGCAAACUGCUGCGCCGAACCGUCAGCGUCCCAGUUGAGGGGCGCCCCCACCCCGAACACGAUUACCACGGCGGCCGCUCCCGCAGGAAGAGCGUUCCGGGCGGGAAGCAGCCGAGCAUCAGCAUGGAGGGGCCGGCGCCCCCCCUUCCGGCCCUCGCAAGGCUUCCUGAGCCGCCGCCUCAAGAGCUCCAUCAAGCGCACCAAGAGCCAACCCAAGCUGGACCGGACCAGCAGCUUCCGGCAGAUCCUGCCGCGGUUCCGCAGCGCCGACCACGACAGGUCCCGCGCGGAGGCCCCAGGGCGCGGCUGAUGCAGAGCUUCAAGGAGUCGCACUCGCAUGAGUCCCUCCUGAGUCCCAGCAGCGCGGCCGAAGCGUUGGAGCUCAACUUGGAUGAGGACUCCAUCAUCAAAGCGGUCCACAGCAGUAUUUUGGGCCAAGAGUUCUGCUUCGAGGUGACCACGGCCUCGGGGACCAAGUGCUUCGCUUGUCGCUCGGCUGCCGAGAGGGAUAAAUGGAUCGAGAACCUGCAGAGGGCGGUGAAGCCCAACAAGGACAACAGCCGCCGUGUGGACAACGUCCUGAAGCUGUGGGUGAUCGAAGCGCGCGACCUUCCCCCCAAGAAGCGCUACUACUGCGAGCUGUGCCUGGACGACAUGCUCUACGCCCGCACCACCAGCAAAGCCCGGACCGACAACGUCUUCUGGGGAGAACACUUCGAAUUCAACAACCUCCCGUCCGUCCGCACCAUCCGCCUCCACCUCUACAAGGACACGGAUAAGAAACGGAAGAAAGACAAAAGCAAUUACGUGGGGAUGGUGAGCAUUCCCAUCGCCAGCGUCACCGGAAGGCAUUUUGCCGAGCAGUGGUAUCCUCUGAGUCAACCGAGCGGCAGUAAGAGCAAAGCCGGGUGUCCGGCGCUGCGGGUGAAGAGCCGUUUCCAAACGAUGAGUAUUUUGCCGAUGGAGCUCUACAAGGAAUUUGCGGAAUACGUGACGAAUAAUUAUCGGAUGCUCUGCGCCGUCCUGGAACCCGUCCUGAGCGUCAAAAGCAAAGAGGAGGUGGCGUGCGCGUUGGUGCACAUCCUGCAGAGCACCGGGAAGGCCAAGGACUUCCUGUCGGACAUGGCCAUGACGGAGGUGGAUCGUUUCAUGGAUCGGGAGCACCUGAUCUUCCGGGAAAACACCCUCGCCACGAAAGCCAUAGAGGAGUACCUGAAGCUCAUCGGCCAGAAAUACCUCAAGGACGCCAUCGGUGAGUUCAUCCGAGCGCUGUACGAGUCGGAGGAGAACUGCGAGGUGGACCCCAUGAAGUGCUCGGCCUCCACCUUGGCCGACCACCAAGCCAACCUCCGCAUGUGCUGCGAACUCGCCCUCUGUAAGGUGGUCAACUCCCACUGCGUCUUCCCUCGAGAGCUGAAGGAAGUCUUCGCUUCGUGGCGUCUGCGUUGCGCCGAGAGGGGUCGGGAGGACAUCGCCGACCGCUUGAUCAGCGCUUCGCUCUUCCUGAGGUUCCUGUGUCCGGCGGUGAUGUCUCCGAGUCUGUUUGGGCUGAUGCAGGAGUACCCGGACGAGCAGACGGCGCGAACCCUCACCCUCAUCGCAAAGGUCAUCCAGAACUUGGCCAACUUCACCAAGUUUGGCAGCAAAGAGGAGUACAUGGCCUUCAUGAACGAGUUCCUGGAGCUGGAGUGGACCAGCAUGCAGCAGUUCCUCUACGAGAUCUCCAACUUGGACACCUUGACCAACAGCACCAGCUUUGAGGGCUACAUCGAUCUGGGCCGCGAGCUCUCCACCCUCCACGCUCUCCUCUGGGAGGUCAUGUCCCAACUCAGCAAGGAGGCUCUGCUGAAGCUCGGUCCUCUGCCGCGGCUCCUGACGGACAUCAGCGUAGCGCUGCGCAACCCCCACCUGCAGCGGCAGCCGAGUCAGGGCGAGCGGCUGCCCCCGAAGGGCUUGGUCCUGCGCGGGCCCUCCGCCGACCUCCAGCCCUACCUCGUCCGCGACCUCAACAGCUCUGUGGACCUCCAGUCCUACAUGGUGCGCGGCCUCAACAGCUCCAUGGAGGUUCCCCGGCUGCCGUCGCCACCGCAGGAGAAGGGUCCUCAGGAGGUGCUGGUGCUGAGCCGCCCGCCCUUGGCCCGCUCGUCCCCCGCCUACUGCACCAGCAGCUCCGACCUGACGGAGCCCGAGGGCGGCCGCGGAGCCCUCGGCGUUGGCAAGAGCGUCUCCAUGUUGGACCUCCAAGACGGCCGCGUGGACAGCGUUCCCAGCUUGCCGGCCGAGCUCCUGGCGGCCGGAGGUCCUCCCCCGGGAGGCGCCGGAGGAGGGCUUCGUCCCGGUCGCCUCUCGCAAGGCAGCGCCUCCAGUUUGGCUCCUCCUCGCCUCGGCGUCCCCGAUCCGGGGGGACCUCAACUUCGAGUCCCUUUAUCCUUCCAGAACCCUCUUUUCCACCUGGCGGCCGACGGACCCCUUCGAGGUCCCGAAGGAGGAUCUUCCGGAGGGGUCGGAGAGGUUCCGUUCGCUCCUCCGCUUCACGGUUACAGCAAAAGCGAAGAGUUGACGGCGCCUCCGGCAAAACACAUCACCCACAGCCACAGCUACAGCGAUGAGUUCGCCCGGCCCGGAGGGGACUUCGGAAGGAGGCAAUUAUCCCUUCAGGAUACUUUGGCUCCUCCUCAGAUCACCAUCGGAGCUCCUCCGCCACCGACUCCUCGCGGCGGCCGCGCCGGCAAAGGCGGAAGCGCAGCGGCUCUCGGGGUACCCAGCAAACCGCGUCCGGCCAGUGGGAAUCUGUUGGCGUCUCCCGAACCCACCUACGGACCUCCGCGAUCCCGGCAGCCGUCGUUGGCCAAGGAGGCGUCCGUGGCCGGAAUGAAAGCGCCCGUCACCAAACAGGCGUCGCAGACGCCGUCGACGCUGAACCCGGUGAUGCCGGCGGCGGAGCGGACGGUGGCGUGGGUGUCCAACAUGCCCCACCUCUCGGCCGACAUCGAGAGCUCCCACAUCGAGCGGGAGGAGUACAAGUUGAAGGAGUACUCCAAGUCCAUGGACGAGAGCCGGCUGGACCGGGUGAAGGAGUACGAGGAGGAGAUCCAUUCGUUGAAGGAGCGGCUUCACAUGUCCAACCGUAAACUGGAAGAGUACGAGCGGCGUUUGGUGUCGCAGGAGGAGCAGACGAGUCGCAUCCUCCUCCAGUACCAACACCGCCUGGAGCAGAGCGAGAAGCGCCUGCGGCAGCAGCAGGCCGAGAAGGACUCCCAGAUCAAGAGCAUCAUCGGCAGCCUGGCCCCGCAGGCUGAUGCUGGUGGAGCAGGAGCUGCGCAGGGAUCACUUGGGCGCCCACGACCCAACCGAGGGCCGGCGGCGGCUGCUCGACGCUCAGCUGUCCGUCAGGUAGCGCGAGCCAGCCCGGCCCUUGGCACGGGACCCUCGGCCUCCGGGGACACGCCAGGAGAGGCAGUUUUCCGCCGUGGGUGCAGCAGACCCGGGUGUGAACUGGGUCGGGGGGGUCCCCGCGCGACCCCCUCCUCCGCCCCCGCCACCCCCGAUCACGGCCAACGGCGUCGGCCCCGUUGUUGAGCACUGACCCCCCCGGGGGUCCCCGGGAACCCCCUCCGCCCUCUGCGGCGCCCGGAGACCCCCGAAACCCCCCCCCAGCCC
Molecule: messenger RNA, 3940 nt
Organism: Cuculus canorus (common cuckoo)
Lineage: Eukaryota; Metazoa; Chordata; Aves; Cuculiformes; Cuculidae
Gene: SYNGAP1
Product: synaptic Ras GTPase activating protein 1
Exons: 21
Coding region: 86-3859 (1257 amino acids)
Biological process (GO): regulation of GTPase activity; negative regulation of Ras protein signal transduction
Source: RefSeq, a predicted model, not a curated record